Messenger RNA from Camponotus floridanus (Florida carpenter ant), 541 nucleotides. RefSeq lists its product as uncharacterized. The record is from RefSeq and is a predicted model, not a curated record. The transcript has 5 exons. NCBI's taxonomy places the organism in Eukaryota, Metazoa, Arthropoda, Insecta, Hymenoptera, Formicidae. The coding region runs from base 53 to 541 and encodes 162 amino acids.
UGAUUUAAAUGUACAUCAAUUAUUGGUAACAUUAGGUGUCAAAAAAAAAUUUAUGAUAUAUUUUGUAUAUAGCACUCACAAGGAGUAUCUAUUGUCUCUUAUAUAUCACAUCGUAGCUAGAAGACUUGGUUUACAUUGUUGUCUGUGUUAUAAGUCUGAGGAUACUGUAAUGGCAAUUCUAUCGGGACAAAUAUAUUAUAGAGCAAAUCAUUCGAUACAAUAUUUUUAUAGAAAAUGGGGACGUUCCUCACUUCUCUCACAGAAUACACCUCUAAUUGUCAGAGGAAUAUGUCGCCUUCCACUGGAUCCAUUACAUAACAUAUUACAAAUACGAAAUCUGGUAUGUGAUUUCCGUAGAUGGGCAAAUUGUAUCAAUCUUUGCACUAAUAAAUUCCAUGAGGAAAGACGUCAAGUAUCUUACAAAUGGAAUAUGAUGUAUAUAUUGAAUUUUUUAUUACGCUGCUUAAGCGAUAUUAAAGAUAUACAUAUGGAUUAUGAAUACACAUAUAUUACACGUUCAAUAAAGGAUCCGGCCGAAUAA